Molecule: messenger RNA, 303 nt
Organism: Schistosoma turkestanicum
Lineage: Eukaryota; Metazoa; Platyhelminthes; Trematoda; Strigeidida; Schistosomatidae
Source: the annotation of a GenBank genome assembly
AUGGAGAAAUUUAUUGAAAUAUUCAUGAAACUUGACAAUAACAAUGAUGGUGUAAUUGAGAAAAAUGAGCUUAUUCAAUAUUGUAAAAAAGAGAAUUUGGAUAUGAGUAUGGUCUAUGAAUGGUUAAAACUAAUUGAUAUGAAUUCAGACGGUAAAAUCUCAUUCAAGGAAUUCUGUAUGGUAUUCGGUUUAAACUAUGAAGAAAUUUACGAUGGUGAUCGUCGUCAAUUUUUCGACGGGCCACCGCCAAGCGCCCAAGUCACCAGGGGUCGUGGGGGCCCACCACCAAGAGGAUACCCGUAA